AUGACUCCAAGCCCAGCGAGUCUUGCACAGUUAGCAUCUUGGAAUGGAAAGGUCCCCGACAAAGCAAAGACCUGCGUCCACUGGGUGGUUGAUGACCAAUGCAAGAGCCAACCAGAGGCACCAGCCCUGUGCACGGAGAGAGAAACGCUAUCAUAUGGCGAGCUUGCAGAUACUUCAUCCAAGAUGGCUGCUUACCUGGAGAAAAUGGGCAUAGGACCUGGGCAAUUUGUACCCCUGUGCUUUGAGAAAUCCAAGUGGACUACAUUGGCAAUGUUGGCAGUGAUGAAGGUUGGAGCCGCCUUUGUGCUCCUAGAUCCAUCCUAUCCAAUCCAACGCCUCAAAGAAAUAUGUCAAGCGGUGGAAGCCGAUGUGGUGUUGUGUUCAGGAAGGAAUAUCAGUAAAUCUGCCCAAAUAGCUCCGCAGGUUGUCCCUGUCGAUUGGGAUGAGUCCACCUGGUCAAGACAUAAAGCCGAACAACUACCAUCAACCGUGCAGCCAUGUGACGCUCUAUACGCAGUUUUCACAUCUGGAUCUACUGGAAAGCCUAAAGGGAUCAUAAUUGAGCACGGAUCUUUCUCCUUGACUGCCCAGGCGUAUCUGAAGACUGCCAAGCUUGACACGCAGAUGAGAGCGCUACAGUUUGCAUCUUAUGGAUUCGACGUGAGCAUUUCUGACAUGUUGGUGACGCUUAUGGCCGGAGGCUGUAUUUGCAUACCCUCAGAUGCCGAGCGCGUCACUGACCUCGCGGAAUCAAUCUCUCGAAUGGGCGUGAACUUUGCAGACCUAACCCCUUCGGUGCUCCGAUCCUUGUCACCAGCGGAUGUUCCAUCCAUUCAAACAUUAGUCCUUGGCGGAGAAACGAUGUCUAAAACCAUUAUCGAAAAAUGGAAGGGACAUGUUCGCUUGCUAAAUGCAUACGGACCAGCGGAAUGCUGCAUGCUUUCCACGAUCCAAUGCAAUGUGUCUACAUCUGAUCCGUCCAAUAUAGGAUAUGCUACUGGCGGUGUAUGCUGGGUCGUGGACAAAACAGACUAUACAAGAUUGGUCCCUGUUGGUGCUGUUGGUGAGCUGCUAAUUGAGGGCCCGGUUGUUGGUCGAGGCUAUAUACAUGAGCCCGAAAGGACAUCACAAUCAUUUAUCGAAGAGGUCGCCUGGCUCACAACCUUCCGAGGCAGUAGCCGUAGUCGGCUUUUCCGAACAGGAGACUUAGUGCGGUAUAAUCCAGACGGGUCAUUGGUCUUUAUCGGCCGCAAGGACACCCAGGUCAAGCUUCGUGGUCAGCGCAUCGAGCUGGGCGAGGUAGAGCACCACACGCGCGAAUGCUUCCCCGAGGCGGGGGAUGUGGUGGCGGAGGUGGUGACGCCGAAUGAAACUGCGCGGCCGCCGAUACUGGUUGCCUUUAUCUUCCCGGGCAGUCCAAAUAAUAACAGCACCGACAUCAUAGCAGCCCCAACUGAUCUCUUUCGCUCAACUAUCCCAGCAGCCGAGGCGCAGCUCCAUGAUAGGGUGCCAGGGUACAUGGUGCCAGCCGUGUUUCUUCCGCUGGCCACGAUCCCCCUGACAGCCACCGGAAAAACUGACCGUCGGCGGCUACGUGACCAUGCGGCAACCCUUUCGCGGGCAGAGAUUGAAUCAUACAAUGUCUCCAUCACAGUAAAGCGCAUGCCUGUCACAGAGACAGAGUGGACGCUACAGUCCCUGUGGGGUCAGGUCCUGAACAUGCCCUCCGACGCCAUCGGAGUGGACGACACCUUCUUUCGCCUGGGCGGUGACUCCAUAACCGCCAUGCAAUUAUCGUCUUUGGCUAGAGCCGCAGGGCUCUCCUUGACUGUGUCUGAUAUCUUCCAAUUCAAGUCCAUAUCCGGGCUUGCGUCCAUCCGCAACACGAAACAACCGGUCUCCUCUGAUCCGGAGGAAUCAGUCGAUGUCGCGUUUGACCUAUCUCCUGUGCAACGGUUAUAUUUUGAGCUCGCACCACGUGCAUCUGACUAUUGCCACCAGAGCACUUUAAUUCCACUCGCCGCAUCAGUGGCCCCCGACGAUCUUGCUCGCGCUAUUCCCAUUCUCGUGGACCGUCAUUCCAUGCUACGCGCUCGUUUCAGCCUACGUGAUGAUGGCACCUGGUCCCAGGCCGUUUCUGCGGAUAUUAAGUCCAGUUACAGAUACCGCCAUAUUACUGUCCGUUCGCUGGAAGACGCGCGACUUUCUAUGCAGAACAGCCAGCGAACCCUCGAUAUCCAACAUGGUCCGCUCUUCAAUGUUGAGCUGAUUACCACCGGUUCUCGCACGCAAGAACAGUAUAUCUUUUUGCUUGCGCAUCGCUUGGUGAUGGAUGCUGCCUCAUGGCCAAUCAUACUGGGAGACCUUGAAGAGCUACUAGAGAAAGGCCAAAUCGUCGGCGCCAAGCCCCUCCCAUUUCAGUCGUGGUGCCGACUGCUAGGGCAGUAUGCCCGUAAAAGUCGACUACCUCCAGAAGCCUUAUAUACCACACCACAGUCGUUCGCACAUGGCUAUUGGGGCCCGAUGAACAUCCCAAAUACAUGGGACAAUACAUUGCACGAUAGCUUCACAGUUAGCGAGCAGGUCACAGCCACUCUGCUAGGAAAGGCAAACGACAGUCUCCAGACUCAGCCAGCGGAAGUCUUGCUAGCUGCGCUUUGGUAUUCGUUCGAGCGAAUAUUCCAGGACCGGCCACGUCCGACCAUAUUUAACGAAGACGACGGACGGGAGCCUUGGGACACAGCUAUUGAUCUGUCCCGCACGGUGGGAUGGCUUACCACAAUGUGGCCAGUGUGCAUAAACCUAGAUAGCAACAUCGAUGAUAUCGUGGAGGUAGUGCGUCGAGUGAAGGACUCAUUACGGCAGGCCUCAAGUAAUAGAUGGGCCUAUACCGCCUUCUGCUUCAUGAACUCGGAUGGCCAAAAUCCCAUGAAGAUGCAUGGACCGGUGGAGAUUGCUUUCAAUUACCUAGGUCUAGAUGAGCAACAUGCGCGGGAGGAAUCCAUGUUUCAAUCUUCGAUCAAUGUGAAAGACCACGUUCCAAACAACGCGCCUGAUACGCCACGGCUCGCCUUGGUCGACGUUGAGGCUGCAGUGAAGCAAAGUCGUCUGCAGAUCUCCUUCCGCUAUAACAGACAAAUGCAACACCAAAAGAGCAUCCGCCGGUGGAUUGCGAACUACAAGGAGUCCCUUCAAGAAGCAGCGGAACGAUUGACUAGUAUUGACCGGAUGUACACCUUGUGUGAUUUCCCUCUGCUUCCCUUGACAUACGAGAGCUUGGAGUCACUGCUUCACGAGAUACGAACGCGAGGCUCACGGCAGGAAAUAGAGGAUAUCUAUCCAUGCUCCCCGAUACAGCGGGGGAUCAUCAUCAGCCAGGCAAAAGAUCCCCGAUACUAUCGGACGAGUUCUAUAUGGAAAGUGGUUGCGAACCAAGCAUCAUCACCAGUUGACCUUGUCCAACUGCAGACGGCAUGGAGACAGGUAGUUGACCGCCAUGCUAUCCUCCGGACCUACUUUGUUGAGAGUGUCUCCCGAGCCGCUUAUGUUGAUCAAGUGGUUCUGGCGACGGCUGUUCCCGAAUGUGACAUAGUAGCUACGCGUCGCGUUGAGGACCCGAUCGCUGCCAUUGAGCAGUAUUUCGCGACCGCUGGUCAACAGGGUCAACCGCUUCACCGGAUGCUAGUAUAUGCCACGGAGACAGAGAUACUCUGUGCUCUUAAUAUUAGUCACGCUCUGAUCGACGGGCAGUCUAUGGGAAUUCUCGAGCGGGAUCUACGACUGGCAUAUGAUGGCAAACUCCCUCCGGGCCGAGGUUCGCUGUACAGCGACUAUAUUUCCUAUUUGCAAGGGUUUUCAGAAUGCGCCGCCGAAACUUAUUGGAAAGCAUACAUGGAUGGGGUGGAACCCUGCGUAUUCCCAAAGCUGGGCGCUGAGCGUGUUGAAGACGACAAGCGUACCCAACGAAAUACUUUCGCCGAUCUCGGCACUGGAGAGAAUCUCCGUGCCUUCUGCCAGCGCCACGAAGUGACACUCUCCAACCUAUUCGGCGUGGCAUGGGCCGUAGUACUCCAGAUAUAUACCGGGUUGGAUUCGGUUUGCUUCGGCUAUGUCAACUCCGGUCGUGACGUGCCAGUGCAUGGAGUUGGCGAUAUCAUUGGCCCGCUAAUUAACAUGUUAGUAUGCCGUUUAGAUCUGGCUUCGGAUAAAUCUAUGCUGUCGCUGGUGCAAAGCAAUCGAGACCAGUACCUCAAGAGUCUUCCGCACCAGUUUUACCCAUUGGCCGACAUUAUGCACUGGACUGGUAUGUCGGGGAUGCCGCUUUUCAAUACGGCUAUAUCGAUAGAGCGUUCUGAAAGUGGUGAAGAUGAGGUGGCCAGUGUGGGCCUCGAGAAAGUGGGCGGUCACGAUCCAACAGAGUAUGAUAUUUCAGUCAACGUCGGCAUCGGGGCGGAUCGGAUGCGGGUGCAUCUGAACUACUGGACUUCGAGCCUCAGUGAACAGCGCGCCGAGUGUGUCACGGAGACAUUCAAGACGGUGAUUUUGGCGAUAGCUGAGCGACCUGAGAGUACAGCCCGAGAGCUCAACGCCACUAGUGAAUGGGACAAGCAGCAGAUCUAUGCAUGGAACGCGGAGGUACCGGAACCAGUCAACCGAUGCGUGCACGACUUGAUUGUGGAACAGUGCCAGGCACGACCAGACAGCACAGCGGUAUGUGCGUGGGAUGGUGACCUCACUUAUUGCGAGUUAGACCAGCUCUCGUCGACCCUAGCAGUACAUCUAUUCAGUCUUGGUAUUAAGCCUGGGGUAUUCGUGCCGCUGUGCUUCGAAAAGUCUCGGUGGAUAACAGUGGCAAUACUUGGGGUGAUGAAGGCCGGUGGGGCAUUCGUGUUAUUAGACCCGUCCCAUCCACAGGCACGACUACAAGGGAUCUGUCGUGCAGUGUCGGCAGAUGUGAUCAUAGUGUCAGCGGCCAGUGCAUCGCUGGUGGACACGGCGGGGAAGGUGCUCGUUGUUGUGGAUAGCGAGGCCGCAUGGCAGGAGAACAGCAUUGCCUGGGCUCAGUCAACCGUUACGCCCGACAGCGACCUAUACGCCGUAUUCACCUCCGGUUCCACCGGUACCCCAAAAGGUGUUAUCAUCUCUCAUUCAGCGUUCUGCAGUAGCAGCCUUCGCCAGUCCCGCCUUCUCUCUCUCACUUCACACUCCCGCGUCUUGCAAUUUGCCUCUUACACGUUCGACCCUUGCAUUUCAGAUAUGCUAGGCUCAUUCCUGGUUGGGGCAUGUGUCUGUGUGCCUUCCGAGAUUGAUCGCAAAACCAACAUUCCUAUGGUGAUUAGCCGCAUGAAUAUUGACUGGGCUGAUCUUACUCCAUCGGUGGCCCGAAUUUUGAAUCCUGCUGAUAUGCCAAGCUUAAAAACACUCAUUCUUAGUGGGGAACCUCCCAUGGCGAAUGACGACGUUGAGACCUGGAGCUCUCAUGUACAGUUAAUAAACUCUUAUGGGCCUGCCGAGUGUGCUGUGGUCAGCGUGACUCACAAUAAUCUCCGCAUGGGAUCGGACCCGAAGAGCAUUGGAUGGGGAACUGGAUGUGUAUGCUGGGUAGUAGAUCCGGUGGACCAUGAGCAGUUGAUGCCAAUUGGCGCAGUGGGCGAGCUGCUGAUCGAGGGUCCAAUUGUGGGACGCGGGUAUUUGAACAGCCCGGAAUUGACCGCAGCUGCAUUCAUUCACCCUCCCGGCUGGUUAUGCACAUUCCGCGAGAUGUCACCAGGCAAGGAAAGAUCCAGUGCCAACCGCCUAUAUAAGACAGGUGACCUGGUGCAGUAUGCAGUGGAUGGAUCCCUGCGGUAUAUAGGGCGCAAGGACACGCAGGUCAAGCUGCGCGGGCAGCGUAUCGAGCUGGGCGAGGUGGAGCAUCAUGUGCGGCAGUGCUUCGUGGGCGUGCGCGAUGUGGUGGCAGAAGUGGUAGCCCCAGCCGACCGACCACCGCUGCUGGUAGCCUUUGUGUGGAUAGAAGGGUUGGGAAAUACUGGCCGUGGGGAUCGGAGUGAGCACGGAGAUGGGUCUAAUGACAUCCUCGCUGCGCCUUCUGACGCCUUCCGUGCAGCUGUCCCUGUCGCCGAGGCUGAUCUCCACAAGGCGGUGCCAUCCUACAUGGUGCCGGCCGUGUUUCUCCCCCUGGUGGCAUCGCCGCUUACCGCGACAGGAAAAACCGACCGUCGCCGGCUGCGCCACCGCGCGGCAGCUCUCUCCCGCCCAGAGAUUGAGGCCUAUAGCGGCCCUGCGGUCGCCAAGCGCGCACCUGCCACAGCAGCGGAGCGAAUGGUGCAAGGAAUAUGGGCGCGGGUCUUAAACGUCCUUCCCGAGUCUAUUAGCAGCGACGACAGCUUCUUCCGUCUUGGUGGAGACUCAAUCACCGCUAUGCGCCUUGCCGGCGCAGCGAGGGAGGAGGGGGUUUUUCUUGCAGUGGCUGAUAUUUUCCAGCAUCCCACGCUUUCUGAAUUAGCCCACUGCCUCCAGACCACUACCAUCAAUGUGGACGUCGGUGACCCAUUCUCUCUCUUGGACCCAAGCACGCGAGACGCGAUCCUUCAACUAGCCAUGCACCAAUGUCACGUUCCCCAGGACCGUAUCACUGACAUCUAUCCUUGCACUCCUCUUCAGGAGGGUCUCAUUGCCCUCACAGAAAAGACCGCUGACGCCUACACUGCCCGCUUCUCCUACCGCUUACCGGGAGACCUGGACCUGAACCGCCUGCGUGCUGCGUGGAAUGCGGUGGCCCGCGCCAAUCCUAUAUUGAAUACCCGGAUCAUCCACGGUGAUGGCCUCGGGACUUUCCAGGUAGUGUUACCGGAUGACAUACCCUGGGUAGUUGAUACCCACAGGGAUGUAAACAGGGUUCCCGGCAAGCCAGUGUCAUUUGGACUAGGCAACCCUCUAUUCUACGUGGCUAUAAUCCAAGGGAAAUCUGGCAACAUGCCCAGCCAGCUCAUUCUUAAUAUGCACCACGCUGUGUACGAUGCGUGGUCCUUGCCGCUGUUACUGGAGCAGGUCGAAGCCGCCUUCCACGGCGAGUCCUUGGCGCUCCGGCCCUUCAGCCCCUUUGUCGCCUACAUCUCCCGCGCUAAGGCCACUUCUAACGCGUUUUGGCGGUCUGAGUUUAUGCAGCUGGACACUGUCUGCUUUCCCCCGUACUCGGGGUCUAGCUAUGUGCCGAAUCCCACUGAGUGUAUUACACACACGGUCUCACUGCCCCAGGAUCGGCCUGGGGACUUCACAGUGUCCACCACGCUUCGCCUCGCCUGGGCCAUCACACUCUCACAAUAUACCAAUAGUGAAGAUGUGGUCUUCGGGCUGACGGUCUCGGGGCGCGGGGCGGCGGUGGCGGGCAUCGACAAGGUAACCGGGCCGACCAUCGCGACCGUCCCGCUUCGCGUACGGCUGGAACAAGAUGAGACUAUUACGAACGGCUUGCACAGGGUCCAGAGUCAGUCUGCCCGCAUGCUCCCAUUUGAGCAGACAGGGCUGCAAAACAUCCGGCGACUGUCUGACGAGACAGCCGCCGCGUGCAGGUUCCAGAACCUCCUUGUAAUCCAGCCCCGCCCGGUUAACGUUGUGAUGGAACUGUUCAGCGAGGACGGAUUGACGUCUGACCAUGGUGCCUACACCUCAUACGCACUCAUACUGCUCUGUGAACUGUCGCCUGAGAUGGUAACUGUGCACGCAAUGCAUGACGCUCAGGUGAUUGGGACCACGCAGGUGCAGCGGCUAUUACACCAUCUGUCAUACGCAAUAGAGCAGAUCGAGCAGCAACCUGACAUGCUACUUAAGGACAUGAGUAAAGUCGGUCGUGAAGAUUACAAGCAGUUGGCUGAAUGGAAUGCAGUGGUACCAGAACGAGUGAAUCAGUGCGUGCAUGACCUGAUUAUAAAACAAUGCCAGACACGACCAGAUGCCCUAGCAGUGAGUGCAUGGGAUGGUGACCUUACUUACAGCAGGCUGGACCAGCUCUCAUCAGCCCUAGCAGCAUACCUGUCUAGGCUUGGAGUGGGGCCUGAUAUUUUUGUGCCACUGUGCUUUGAAAAGUCUCGGUGGAUAAUUAUAGCAAUAAUGGGAGUGAUCAAGGCAGGUGGGGCAUUUAUAUUACUGGACCCAUCAUAUCCAUUGGCGCGGCUGCGGUCAAUUUGCAACGCGGUGUCAGCAGGAGUGAUUGUGACAUCCACAGCGAACGCGGCGAUAGCCAAUGAUCUGGCGGCGCAGGUGGUUGUCCUUACGAAUGACAACGACAUCUGGCAGGAGGGUAACUGGCUGGGAUCAUCAGUCACCCCGAAUCAUGCCCUUUAUGCUGUGUUCACUUCUGGCUCUACCGGCUCCCCCAAGGCUGUGGUUAUUGAGCAUGCCUCAUUCUCUACUGCUAGUAUUAGUCAGAUAGAGGCUAAGCAGUUCCCAGCCGACUUACGACUGUUCCAGUUCACGUCAUAUGCGUUUGAUCCCAGCAUUUCAGACAUCCUUAUAACACUCCUGCUAGGGGGGUGCGUUUGCACACCGUCCGAGGUUGAUCGAAGAGAGAAUAUAGCGCAAGCGAUUGCUCAACUGCAAGCCAACUGGGUUGAACUGACUCCCUCUUUUGCAAGGACCCUUGAUCCUCGAAAUUUCGAAGGCAUCCAUACACUCGUGAUGGGUGGGGAAGCAGCCAUACAGAGCGACAUGGACAGAUGGAGCCCCUACACUAAGCUGAUAACGUGCUAUGGGCCAGCGGAAUGUUCGAUUGUGAGCUGUGUUCAACCACGUAAUUACUCAGGCUCAGAUCCACGCAAUAUUGGGUGGGGAACCGGGUGUGUGUGCUGGGUGGUAGAUCCAGCAGAUCACGAGAAAUUACUGCCAGUGGGAGCAGUGGGCGAGCUGCUGAUUGAGGGCCCAGUCGUGGGGCGUGGGUACCUCAAUGACCCGGUGCAGACAGCAGCGGCAUUUAUCAACCCACCAGCUUGGCUGCGCUUAUUUCGGGCGACUUCACCAGGUAAUACCAGCGGCGACCGGCUAUACAAGACUGGAGACCUGGUACAAUAUGCAGUGGAUGGGUCCCUGCAAUUUGUGGGGCGCAAGGACACGCAGGUCAAGCUGCGUGGACAGCGUAUCGAGCUAGGCGAGGUCGAGCAUUAUGUGCGGCAGUGCUUUGUGGGCGCGCGCGACGUGGUGGCGGAGGUAGUGACACCUGCGGGGGUAGGGCAGCCGCCCCUGCUGGUGGCGUUUGUCUUGAUGGAGGGACAGGACGCUACCAAGGCUGCGGAAAAUGGAAAGACAGAGGAUAUUCUUGCCACGCCAACUAGUGCCUUCCGCGCUGUGAUACCCGCCGUCGAGUCAGCCCUCCAUGACACGGUGCCGGUUUACAUGGUGCCAGCAGUUUUUCUGCAACUAAAAAUUGUGCCGCUGACUACAACGGGCAAAACUGAUCGCCGGCGUCUGUGUUCCCAUGUGGCUAGUCUCUCGAGAUCUGAUAUUGAAGCCUACCAUAGCUUCCCUGCGGCCAAGCGUCUGCCUACCACAGCAGCGGAGCAGACACUACAGCGGCUGUGGGCGCAGGUACUCCACGUUCCACUGGACACUAUUGGCGCGGAUGACAGCAUCUUCCGCCUCGGCGGCGACUCCAUCAUUGCUAUGCAGUUGACUGCUGCUGCUCGGGAGGAUGGCUUUGCUCUCUCUGUUGCUGAUAUAUUUCUUCACAGGCGGCUCUCGACAAUGGCCCGU
Aspergillus campestris IBT 28561 is the source of this 9744-nucleotide messenger RNA. Its product is annotated as acetyl-CoA synthetase-like protein. Gene Ontology annotation, biological process: secondary metabolite biosynthetic process; amino acid activation for nonribosomal peptide biosynthetic process. Lineage: Eukaryota; Fungi; Ascomycota; Eurotiomycetes; Eurotiales; Aspergillaceae. The record is from RefSeq and is a predicted model, not a curated record. The transcript is spliced from 3 exons. Gene Ontology annotation, molecular function: catalytic activity; phosphopantetheine binding. Gene Ontology annotation, cellular component: cytoplasm. The annotation marks the transcript as partial.